AUGAAGCGGCGAGCAACCUCCAGGAAGCAAACCAAGAAGCCCGCCAAGCGUCGCAACUCCACACCCACCCGUUCGACCCGCGCAUCUGCUGCAACCCCUCCGCCCACCACCCCGACUCCCACCCCCACUUCUAAUCUUGACAUGCCCGACGCCACAAUGGCCGAGCCUGUCACAGUCCCCGCUGCAAAGGAUAGCAUCGAUGACUACUCCCUCAUUCAGGUCACCGAUCCAUCCGAGAAAGACAACGCCGACUUCAAGUAUUUCUUCAACAAGGACGGUCUCGGCGUCAUCAAUCCGCUGCACGACAUCCCACUCUACGCGGACAAGGAGAAUGGCAUCUUCAACUUUGUCUGCGAGAUCCCCAGAUGGACCAACGCGAAGCUUGAGCUCCACACGAAGAGCCCUCUCGCCCCCAUUGUCCAGGAUACCAAGAAGGGCAAGAAGCGUUUUGUUCACAACGUCUACCCUUAUAAGGGCUAUAUCUGGAACUACGGCUGCUUCCCGCAGACAUGGGAGGAUCCCACCCAGGUCCACAUGGAGACCGGUGCCCUGGGAGAUGGUGACCCGCUGGAUGUGUGUGAAAUUGGGAAGGAUGCCUGCCGUGUUGGAGAAGUCAUGCAAGUCAAGGUUCUCGGUGUGCUUGGCAUGAUCGACGAGGGUGAGAUGGACUGGAAGGUCGUCGUCGUCAACAUUAACGAUCCUCUCGCCAAGGAGAUGAAUGACAUCGAAGAUCUCUAUCGCGUCUUGCCGGGUCUACUCCACGCCACCUUUUCCUGGUUUAGGACCUACAAGGUACCCGACGGAAAGGAUCUGAACGUCUUCGCCUUCCGCGAGCAAGUCCAGUCAGCGCAUUAUGCGAACGAGGUCAUCGAGGAGUGCCAUGAAAGCUGGAAAAAGCUUAUCAGCGGCCAGAUCUCGCACAAGAACAUCAACUGCCUCAAUACAACCUUAAAGGACUCAAAGUUCUUCACCUCCGCUGAGAAAGCUCGCAUCAUUGUUGAUGAUUCGAUCAAGGAGAUGGAGUCAAGGUCCAACUCGGACUCCAAAGAUGGCGUGCUCGGCCGCUCGAACUCGUGGUUGGACAUGACUCACAUCCCGCCUCCAGAGUUCCACAACGACGAGAAGGCGUUGGGUGCGAUCAAGCCCAUGAUGACGAUUAAGCGUUUCUGCACGGAGCUGCAACGCAAGUUCCCGCACGGUUCUAACGAUCUUUCUUUGCUCAUUACGGAGCUUGGCGUGGCUUUCAAGUGCGUUCGCGCCCAGCUUUGCGAUGCGCCCAACGCCAACUUUUCGGCUCUGCAAUCGUUUGCCAACUCGCAGAUUCACGCGUCGCUUGCGUCGUCUGGGUUGUGUUGCUUGAUUUUCAGCUCGACGUCUAACCAACCCAUGGCCCUGGAACCAGGGACGGAUGUCGGUAACUACAUCGUGGUUUAUAAUCCUUUGUGCGGUGUUCCGGGUGCGUCACUGGGAUCUAUCUUUUCGGUAUACUAUCGCAAAUCAGCUCCUGGAAAGGAGGGCGACACAGCGGAUUUGCUUCAAAGACCAGGUUAUGAACAGGUUGCGGCUGGGUACUGCAUGUACGGGUCGUCUACGUGUCUGACGUUUAGCAUGGGGUACGGAGUGCAUGUGUUUACACUUGACGGCGUUUCCGGACACUUCGUGAUGUCGAGGCAACAUGUUCACAUCCCGGCGACUGGGCCAUUGUAUUCGGUCGACACAUCCGUUUUGCCAAACGUCGUGGAUGGGGUACGCAAGUUUGUUGAUGAACUGGAAGAAAGCAAUAGCGGGAAAAAGUUCAGGCAUUUGAAUAACUUGGUUGCCAACUUUCAUAACGUGUUGACCAAGGGAGGAAUUCUAAUGCUCCCGGGACCUCAGAAGAAGGACCUGGCCAAAUUUUUGACUGAGGCGGCGCCGCUUGCGUUUGUGGCCCGACAGGCUGGGGGACGGGCGUCGGUUGGCAAGCGGCACUUGCUGGAGCUGUCCGCAUGGAGCCUCGAGAUGAGCGUACCGCUGUUCGUUGGGUCUAUGACGGAAGUGAACCGACUAGAGGAACUGGUGCUUGGUCACGCGAUUGAAGAGAAGAAUAAGGUAGACCCCAGUAAGAUGCACACCAUUUAAGCUGGCGACCGAAUUUGCAGGGGUAGAGAGUGAGGGAUCAGUAGAGAGGGUUUGAGAUGGACAUUUGGUUUUCGUUGUAGUGCAGAGAUAUCCAUUAAAGCGUAUCGAGAUUGGGCCGCAUG
Molecule: messenger RNA, 2240 nt
Organism: Chondrus crispus (carragheen)
Lineage: Eukaryota; Rhodophyta; Florideophyceae; Gigartinales; Gigartinaceae
Product: inorganic pyrophosphatase fused with fructose-1, 6-bisphosphatase
Exons: 2
Coding region: 1-2118 (705 amino acids)
Biological process (GO): phosphate-containing compound metabolic process
Cellular component (GO): nucleus; cytoplasm
Molecular function (GO): magnesium ion binding; inorganic diphosphate phosphatase activity; fructose 1,6-bisphosphate 1-phosphatase activity
Source: RefSeq, a predicted model, not a curated record